This is a messenger RNA of Dicrocoelium dendriticum, 505 nucleotides long. NCBI's taxonomy places the organism in Eukaryota, Metazoa, Platyhelminthes, Trematoda, Plagiorchiida, Dicrocoeliidae. The record is from the annotation of a GenBank genome assembly.
GGUGAUCUUAAGCAAUGUGCGUAGCCUGCGAAACAAGCUGUGCGAAGUCGGCGCUCUUGUCGACGACUGCCGUCCAGAUGUCCUCGCAUUCACUGAAACGUGGUUGUCCACCGACGUCACGGACAGUGAAGUGUGCUUGCCAGGCUACGCACUGCUGAGAUGUGACCGCACCUCUGAUCGGCGCGGAGGUGGUGUUGUUUUGUACGUUAACUCCGCACUUACUGUCUGUAAGACGUAUAGUUUCAGAUCAUCAGAGGGUGAUGUUGAGGCACUCGCAGUUAACCUGUGUAUUGCCUCCGCGCAACUUAAAAUUGUGCUGGUCUAUAGAAGCCCUGACAGCGUUGCUAAGGGGCUUGCUGAUUUCAUCCGCGAGCAUUCGGCAAAUAGGUGUUUAGUGAUGGGGGACUUCAAUCUUCCCGACGUUGACUGGCAGAAUUUUUCCUGCGGCGCUGUUACAAGGUGUUUGGCUACCGAGCUUCUCGAGCUGGCCUUGCAUGCUUCCCUG